UCGUCGACACCCGCGCUCACCGUCUCAUCCAGCGUUGUAGCUGAGGCUCAAGUUGUCGGCCUGUACACUUUAGACCCACUCACGCACGCACUUGCACGUCCAUUUUAUUCCCGUUUGUUUGCUUUCCAUAAUGUCAACAACCCCGCCAUCUACAAUCCAUCAGAACGUCGCUCCUUCUGAGGUUGGAUGGCAGUUCGUUCCUCAAUAUUAUACGUAUGUCAACAAACACCCCAAUCGUUUGCAUUGUUUCUAUACCAAAACCUCCACCUUCACUCACGGCAUGGAGGGAGAGGAUGUUAAGCCUUGCUUCGGACAACAGGAAAUUCACAACAAGAUCACUUCCAUCGGUUUCCAAGAUUGCAAGGUUUACAUCCACUCCGUAGAUGCACAAUCUUCUGCAAAUGGUGGUAUUAUUAUUCAGGUUAUCGGCGAAAUGUCCAAUCAUGGAGACCCGUGGAAGAAAUUUGUUCAAACCUUCUUCCUUGCGGAACAACCCAAUGGCUACUUCGUUCUCAAUGAUAUCUUCCGUUUCCUCAAGGAGGAAACUACCGAAGACGACGCGAGCGAAACCGAUGCAACUACACUUGUUGAUCAACCGCCCUCCACACCUGAACGGCCUGCUGCCGAGCCUGCCUUUGUACUUGCCCCUCCGCCAGAGCCAGAGCCAGUCCCGGCCCCAGAGCCCACCGCGGAACCUGUCCCCUCUCCACCUGUCCCUCUCUCGGAGGAAGAACUUACCACCGUCAACCCUCAGCCUCCUACCCCUCCUCCUGCCGCAGAGACUAAGUUGCCCGAGCCAAAUGGCAUCCAUCCUGUGGAGCCUGAAGCACAACCCCCUGCAACCUCCCAACAGCCCUCUCCUGCCGCUUCCAUUACUGAAAUUCCCUCUGAACCUGCACAACCUGAACCCAUGUCUCCACCUCAGGCGUCACCCGUUCCAGUGACCCAACCAGUCCCGCCUGCCCUACAACCCCAGCCUCACGCACCGGUCCCCGCCAAGCCCAAGACUUGGGCAAGCCUCGCUGCUGCGGAUUCUAAAAGGUGGGGCGCAGCGGUCGCCCAAGAGUCAAAGGGCUUGUCGGAGGCACCUGUAUCAUCGAGUAGCCCUGUGCCAACUCCGCACUCCCCUGCUCCACAUGGCCACCGCAGUCAACACCAUGGUCCGCGAGAAUAUGCUGCAGUCGCUGCUGCACAAGCACUUACUACUCCUCAAUGUUUCGUUAAGGGUGUUGUUGAGCCUGUGACUCAGAAUCAAUUGUCCCAAACACUGACGCAGCGGUUCGGGCCUGUCAAAGAUGUCGAGAUUGUCCGCCCAAAGGCUUGUGCCUUCCUUGAAUUUGUCUCGCUGGACGCUGCCAAGAAAGCCAUCAUCGCCUCACUACCGCAAGCCCAAGGAGGUGAGGGUGGUAUCCGUGUUGAUGUUGGUGGAGAAAUUGGGACAGUUCGCAUCGUGGUGGAGACUCGUAAAGAACGAGGUGACCGUCCACAGAGCCGUCCCCGGGGCGGUGGUCCUGUGAAUGGCGACUCACGCGGUGGAUUCAGAGGUGGACGUGGGGGAGGUGGACGGGGACGGGGCGGUCCUCCCGUUGGUAAGUAGACACGCGAUGACGUUCGACACCCCUGUGCAGUAGGAUUGGAUAGGAAAUGACGGCGAGAUGCUAGGCAGGUGUCGUGGGUUGGUGUAUGGUAUUUGGGCAUUGCUACAUUUGCCCUCGUUGGCUAACCAUCGUUUCAUUUGUUGUAUCCUUAUCCCCUUCACUCGCCUCUAUUUUUACCCUCAUCCACUGUCCAAUGCUUCCUCAGGUCGGGUACCUCGUACUCAUUUCAUUUACCAGUAUUUUUUUGCGCUGUCCUUUUUUUCUCUCUGGUCGUAGCUGCGUGAGGGGUCGAGUAGAGUAAAAGUAAUAAAAAAAGCUGACCAAAAAUGCAAACAUGGUGAUAUAGCUGCUGCAGC
Molecule: messenger RNA, 1954 nt
Organism: Pisolithus orientalis
Lineage: Eukaryota; Fungi; Basidiomycota; Agaricomycetes; Boletales; Pisolithaceae
Exons: 4
Coding region: 131-1597 (488 amino acids)
Biological process (GO): ribophagy; protein deubiquitination
Cellular component (GO): cytosol; Ubp3-Bre5 deubiquitination complex; ribonucleoprotein complex
Molecular function (GO): mRNA binding
Source: RefSeq, a predicted model, not a curated record